CACCGCUCUCGUCGUCGCACUCGUCGUCGCACUCGCCCUCGACCUCGCCCUCGCCCUCGCUGGCGCCCUUCCUUAGUUUCUCCUAAUCUUCUCUCUUCGCCAACCGCACAAGACAGCCAGGACCUCCCGCUUGAUGUUCAUUUCUUCCAUUCUCGCCGUGGCCCUUGCGGCCAUUCCUGCCGUCUUGGCUCAGGACUACUCCGCAGCCCACAAUGUCACGCCCAUCUCUGGAACCUGGAGUUCAGGAUCGAAGAAGGUCAUCACUGGCGCUGGCUUUGCUAACCCGGCGAACAUGACCUUCAAUUACCCUCCCGUCACUGGCGUAUCGUACGCCUUCACGGACGAUGGAUUUUAUGAGGUCGCUCGCUAUCGGUUCAACGGCAACGGUUCAUCACCGAACUGUAUCACCGGUGUAUUGAAUUGGCAUCACGGCACACAUACACUGAACCCGAACGGCUCAAUCACGCUUACGCCGUUCGGUGACGGCUACCAGCAAAUCCAGGAUCCUUGUGCCGCCGAGUCCAAUUUUAUUGAGGGCUACAACACGACGGAGAUGUACAUGUCGUGGCAAAUCUUCAUGGACCCCGUCGAUGGUCCCAAGCUCCACCUGUUCCAGGCGGACGGCACGCCUGUCGCACCCCUCUUCCAGGUGUACUCGACCGCCAACAUGCUUCCGAACCAGCUCUUGCGGAACGUCACUGUUACCGUCACCGAUCAAUCAGCAGCUCUCUUUGUCUCAAACAGCGCGCGGCGGUGGACUCCAAGUGGCGUAGCGUUGAUCGUUUCUGGUGCAUUCACCGUUGGACUCGCGCCUCUGCUCCUCUAGAUUGGCUUGGACCACGACCACUAUAUCUAUCCGUACACGCACGUCGCUCACAUUCUGUCAUUGUCUCCCUCACCUCAUCUUGGCUCGCCCGUUCGAAUCUUAACGCCUCAUGCCGUCCUUACGUACACCGUAGUUACACGGUAGUGGUGGCUUUACACUCGCACGGCGCACGCGCGCACUUGCUUCUUCUGUGUUUCGAGUACUGUGGGCGGGGCGUCGUAUGCGUGCGUGAUUCCCACCACGAGAUUUUGCCUUGACACAUGACAUUUCUCUACCAUCGUGUCCGACCUGUCUUACGUUCGACUCCUCUAAACAAGUUACGAUACCCAAGCCCGUACGUCCCCAUCGUGCGUUUCACCGUCUCGUUGACCCAUUGCAUAUACAUACAUGCGGCCAGCGGGCUGCGUGACCGACACGCAUGCACCGUGUAAUCUACUGCAGUCCAAAC
Messenger RNA from Dichomitus squalens LYAD-421 SS1, 1274 nucleotides. RefSeq lists its product as uncharacterized. The coding region runs from base 134 to 826 and encodes 230 amino acids. The transcript is spliced from 4 exons. Gene Ontology annotation, biological process: 'de novo' protein folding. Gene Ontology annotation, cellular component: endoplasmic reticulum membrane; endoplasmic reticulum. NCBI's taxonomy places the organism in Eukaryota, Fungi, Basidiomycota, Agaricomycetes, Polyporales, Polyporaceae. The record is from RefSeq and is a predicted model, not a curated record.